This is a messenger RNA of Erpetoichthys calabaricus (reedfish), 2004 nucleotides long. Its product is annotated as leukocyte immunoglobulin-like receptor subfamily A member 1. Bases 1 to 2004 code for a protein of 667 amino acids. The record is from RefSeq and is a predicted model, not a curated record. NCBI's taxonomy places the organism in Eukaryota, Metazoa, Chordata, Cladistia, Polypteriformes, Polypteridae. Gene Ontology annotation, biological process: cell surface receptor signaling pathway. The transcript has 8 exons. Gene Ontology annotation, molecular function: transmembrane signaling receptor activity.
AUGGGCGUCACUGAGAAGCUCACCAAGCCCAAACUGACAGUCAGCCCCAGUGAAACAGUGUGGGAAGGGGAUGAUGUGACCCUGAGUUGUAAAUCUGAGAGUAAACAGCUGGAGCAGACCAAGCUGAUAUACACUUUCUACAGAGAAAAGGAACCUCGGAGUCAAAUAAUUUUACAGGAGAACAAAAUCCUAUCAAUUCAACAGAGCCAUGCUGGGAUGUACUGGUGCAUGGUGGAGGCAAAGGAGAGGACAGCUGAGAGGAAAGAAAGUGACAAAGUGCAGGUGACAGUGAAUGAAAGCCCAAUGGCGACACUGACACCAAGCAAUACAUAUGUGUACAUUGGAGACAGAGUGAAACUGGACUGCAAAAUUGAUGGCAGCUUUACAGGCUGGAAAUAUCGAUGGUACAAAAGGGAUAAGAAAGCCAGAGAUGAGCACUUUGAAAAAUUUACUGAAAAUACAUACAAAUUUGAGGCUGUAACUGAGUCUGACAGUGGAGUGUACCUGUGCAGUGCCUACAAAGCUGAUUCUCCACAUUUCUCAAAGAACAGCAGUGCUGUAACAGUGACUGUUGAAGGAAGGACAGCCAAACUUGAAAUGAAGGCAGAACGCACAGAUGGAAAAAUAUUUGAAGGAGAUCAGGUCAGCCUGCAAUGCCAGGUCACUGGAAAUCCUGUUGGGUGGACAUAUGAGCUGUACAAGACCACAGAUAAAAAUCAAUAUGAAACAAAAGCAGAGAGCACCUUCACCAUCAGCUCUGCAUCCCUUUCACACAGAGGGGAGUACUGGUGUAAAGCUGUGAAAGGAACGCUUUACUUUAGUAGUAGUCCUGUGCCGUUACAAGUGUCAGAAAGCCCAAUGGCGACACUGACACCAAGCAAUCCAUAUGUGUACAUCGGAGACAAAGUGAAACUGGACUGCAAAAUUGAUGGCAGCUUUACAGGCUGGAAAUAUCGAUGGUACAAAAGGGAUAAGAAAGCCAGAGAUGAGCACUUUGAAAAAUUUACUGAAAAUACAUACAAAUUUGAGGCUGUAACUAGGUCUGACAGUGGAGUGUACCUGUGCAGUGCCUACAAAGCUGAUUCUCCACAUUUCUCAAAGAACAGCAGUGCUGUAACAGUGACUGUUGAAGGAAGGACAGCCAAACUUGAAAUGAAGGCAGAACGCACAGAUGGAAAAAUAUUUGAAGGAGAUCAGGUCAGCCUGCAAUGCCAGGUCAUUGGAAAUCCUGUUGGGUGGACAUAUGAGCUGUACAAGACCACAGAUAAAAAUCAAUAUGAAACCAAAGCAGAGAGCACCUUCACCAUCAGCUCUGCAUCCCUUUCACACAGAGGGGAGUACUGGUGUAAAGCUGUGAAAGGAACGCUUUACUUUAGUAGUAGUCCUGUGCCGUUACAAGUGUCAGAAAGCCCAAUGGCGACACUGACACCAAGCAAUCCAUAUGUGUACAUCGGAGACAAAGUGAAACUGGACUGCAAAAUUGAUGGCAGCUUUACAGGCUGGAAAUAUCGAUGGUACAAAAGGGAUAAGAAAGCCAGAGAUGAGCACUUUGAAAAAUUUACUGAAAAUACAUACAAAUUUGAGGCUGUAACUAGGUCUGACAGUGGAGUGUACCUGUGCAGUGCCUACAAAGCUGAUUCUCCACAUUUCUCAAAGAACAGCAGUGCUGUAACAGUGACUGUUGAAGAAAACCCAAAGACGGAAGUAAAGCUAAACAAUGAGGAGAAACCCAUUUACAUGGGAGACACAGUGACCCUGAAGUGCAAUACUGAGGGUGGCUUUACAGGCUGGAAUUAUUAUAGGUGGUACAAAGGGGAUCAGACAAACAUGGGCAAUCAGAUUUACAGUGUCAAUGGACAGACUCAUAUCUUCCAGUUGGUGGCUCAGUCUUACAAAGGAUCAUACCGAUGCAAGGCAUACAGUUAUAGCUCUCCUCGUUACUCACAGAUCAGCAGUCCUUUUACGCUUGCUAUUAAGGGUGAGUAUGAGACUACAUGGAGGUAA